AUUAGUCCAGCCUUUACACCGGUUAAAUAAGCUCAUGUUAGAGACAGCCCUUCCAUGUUGUGAGCACAUUAACAGUGAAAGGAUUCCCUGCCGCUCCACACACAGCGCUACGUUUUGCCGCCGAAUUUCCUCCACCUGGUCCACGAGCCCUGUUGUUCUGAUAUUGACUCUGCUUUGUCUCCUCCGCCACACACUGGAGCCGUCACACUGGAGCCGUCACACAUCUCCACCUUCAAACACUUGUGACCAACAAGUCCAGUCUGCACUUGAACUGGAUACAAAACGUGUCCGUUUUUUUUGCUUCAGUUUUCCAUUUGUGUUUUUUUUUAAAUGAUACAAUGUCGUCUUUGCCAGGAACGGUACCGCGGAUGAUGCGCCCGGCUCCCGGACAGAACUAUCCCCGCACUGGAUUCCCUCUGGAAGUGUCCACUCCUCUGGGCCAGGGGCGGGUCAACCAGCUCGGAGGGGUCUUCAUUAACGGCCGACCGCUUCCCAACCACAUCCGACACAAGAUAGUGGAGAUGGCCCACCACGGGAUCCGGCCCUGCGUCAUCUCCCGCCAGCUGCGCGUCUCUCACGGCUGCGUCUCCAAGAUCCUGUGCCGCUACCAGGAGACCGGCUCCAUCAGGCCCGGGGCGAUAGGAGGCAGCAAGCCCAGGCAGGUUGCCACGCCGGAUGUGGAGAAGCGGAUAGAGGAGUACAAGCGGGACAACCCCGGCAUGUUCAGCUGGGAGAUCCGGGACAAGCUGCUGAAGGACGGGGUGUGUGACAGAAGCACAGUUCCUUCAGGUGAGGCUUCCUCUGUGAGUUCGAUCAGCCGUGUUCUUCGAGCUCGAUUUGGAAAAAAGGACGAUGAAGACGAGUGUGAUAAAAAGGAUGAAGACGGAGAAAAGAAAAGCAAACACAGCAUCGACGGCAUACUGGGCGACAAAGGCAGUCGGAUGGAUGAAGUGUCAGACGUGGAGUCGGAGCCUGACCUCCCCCUGAAGAGGAAGCAGCGCAGGAGUCGCACCACGUUCACUGCAGAGCAGCUAGAGGAGCUGGAGAAGGCUUUUGAAAGAACCCACUACCCCGACAUCUACACCAGGGAGGAGCUGGCCCAGAGGACCAAACUCACAGAGGCCAGGGUCCAGGUUUGGUUCAGCAAUCGAAGGGCCAGGUGGAGAAAACAGGCAGGAGCUAAUCAGUUAGCGGCUUUCAACCACCUGUUGCCGGGCGGAUUUCCUCCAACAGGAAUGCCAACUAUUCCUACAUACCAGCUGCCUGAGUCCAGCUACUCAAGCAACAAUCUGUCCCAAGACGGUGGUGGCACAGUUCACCGUCCCCAGCCGUUACCUCCAUCUACCAUGCACCAGAGCGGUCUGUCUAGCACUGACAGCAGCUCUGCCUAUGGUCUGGCCUCCAACCGCCAUGGCUUCUCCAGCUAUCCUGACUCCUUUAUGAGCUCAGCAGCACCCAGCAACCACGCCAACCCUGUCAGCAAUGGACUUUCCCCACAGGUGAUGAGCAUCCUGAGUAACCCCAGCGGUGUUUCCUCACAGCCACAACACGACUUCUCCAUCUCACCGCUCCACAGUGCCUUGGACUCCUCUUCAUCCAAUGCAAUCUCAGCCAGCUGCAGCCAGCGUUCAGCUGAGGCCUCCAUUAAGAUGGUGGACAGCCUUCCAUCAUCUCAGUCCUACUGCCCCCCCACAUACAGCACCACCAGCUACAGCAUGGACCCAGCUGUGGCUGCUGCCGGCUACCAGUACAGUCAGUAUGGCCAGACAGCUGUGGAUUACCUGGCCAAGAACGUGAGCUUGUCCAGUCAGCGCAGGAUGAAGCUGGCUGACCACUCAGCUGUGCUGGGACUGCUGCAGGUUGAGACUGGCCAGGCCUACUAGCACUCACCAGACAUGCAACAUGACACCUGGUCACCAGCACAACCCACACCUCCUGCUACCAUCCAUACAAAUCUCCCAGAAACUUUGUGUGUGUGCCUGCGUGCGUGCAUGCGUGCGUGUGUGUUGGGCUGAUUUUAUACUUUAUUUGAUGUAACUGUUUAUCCAGGGUUUAAGGAUUAAAUGAUGCAGCUGUCCAAGCUUUAAACAUUCCCAAUGGGACCGACCAAAGCCACUGUAAGAAUAUUGUUUGAUAUUUGUUGUUCAUAUUGCACGACAGCAAUAACUAGUGAUAUAAACAAUACUAUGUAAAUCCUGAGCCAAUCAAUUUAGACUGGGCGACCUGCUAUUUAAAGACAUAGACUUAGACUUAGACUUAGACUUCUCUUUAUUAAUCCUUUUGGGAUGACUCCCGUGAGGAAAUUGAAAGUUCCAAAAGUAACUAUGUGGAACAAUUUAAUGUUUCUGAAACUGUUUAAUUUUUCAUCUGAUGAUCAUGAAUGACCUGUAACAUCAAACAACUAACAGUAAAGGGUAGCAGGAGAUUUGCAUAGGCCUAAUUGUGGGUACCAAUUUAUUUUCAAAGUUACCUGUUACACUGGGGCAGUAUCAGCCAUAGUAUGAUUUGGUAUGAUAUUCUGUCUGAACAAAACAUUCUUUGUAACUAUAUGACCCCCCGGUAACACUGACUCAGUAAUACAGUGGGUAACACAGCACCAGCCGGCACGCGCUAGAGAAAAUCUUUGAGACAGCAGGUAAAAACACUACCGCUACAAUCAUCACAAACCUAAAGGUCCUCAUAGUAAGAGCUCAUGUUGGCUGAGUCCUGCAGCGGCGCGGGUUCAAGUCCGACCUGCUGCCCUUUGCUGCAAUAUACAUUUCUGGUUGUGUCGUCAGACAACUGCACGUGUGAUUUGAUUACAGCUCAGGAAUAUUAGCUCAAAUUUUAGUGUGUGUACUUCUGACCACUCACAGCAUCACGGAUGGGUGAUGAGAAUUCAAACCGCUGGUUUAGCAGAAACAAGAUGUUGAGCUGCUGUCUUUAAGAAAUUACCACCCAAAUAAACUGAUUGGUCCUGGCUUAAUUUUAGUGUUCUAAAUUCUAAACAUUUCUUUCACUUUGAGAAGAAUACAUUUUCAGGGUAACCCUAAAUACAUUGUAUUUUUUAUGUGAAACUUAACUUUAUAGAUAGUGAUUAUCAGUACAAGAUAUCGGCAGUUUAAAAAAAGUGUCAGCCUUCAGGAACCCGUAUGUGUGUGUGUGCGCAUGCGUGUGUAUAAGAAUCUAAGGGAGAUAAAACACCUCUGUAGCAGACUGAUGUGGACUAAUUCAACCAUUCCUAAAGAGAUGCCUCUGUUCUGACACUGCAGUCCCUCUUAUCAAACAACAGGAAUUCGGGGGUCGGAGGUCAAACAAAGCUUCGGACUGAUUAGCUGACACUCGGUAUGACCUUCACUCCACGCCUGGAUGCAACCAAACCUUUCUCCACGCAGCUUGGUACAAAUCAUGACACUUCCUUUCUUUUGAUUCCUGUUCAUUUAAUGUCUACUAGUAUGUAUCUAUGAAAAUAACCACUCGUUCCAUGACAUGCCAACACCAACUGUUCUAAAACACUUUUUGGAUAAGAAAUGGAUUUUGAUGAUUUAUCUGCAAUUACAAUUGGACUAGUUACCAGUGUUGUUUAAUAUCACAGAGUAGCUCUUCAUUCUUGCUACUUGAGGAAAUGUUUUCAUGUCAUCUGCCCAUCACAACUAAAGUAUGGUUUAGGAUGGUUACAGACGCUUUGCUAUAGUGCCUAUGUCUGGAAUCCUAAAGUGUUCUCCAAACUAUGUUGCUUUGUUCAGACGCUAAACAGUUUGCGGAUGAGUUUCAACAACAGUGACCUGAGAGGAAAGUUGGGUGUUUCAAAAAAAUCUGCAGUGAAUAAGUUCAUUAAGAUUGCGUAACUGCUGAAAUAUUUAAUUAUGUUGGCCUCAACUACAGAGAGAACCACGCCUUCAUCUGGAAUUAUGUACAUGAGGUCUGGUUUUGUGAUUUCCUAUGAAUAUAUACAUUUUUUUAAAUCAUAUUUCAGUAUAAGAAGCCUCUCUGUUUUCUGAUCUGCUCCUGUCUUAAUUUGCAGAUGACACAAAUUCAUUACUUCUUCCAUGUUUACCUCUUGUCUCCAUCCAUUCUCUUCUUCAUUGUUCUUCUCAUCACUGGUAAGCGUGAUAGAAGAGUUUUGUUGUUUUCCCGCAUAGAUCUUUCAAAUGAAAACAUCCAGCAAAAAGCAUAAUCCUCUCUUUUUAAUGUGAAGUAUUCAGGAAGUAUUCCAUUUACAUCCACUCUGCAGAGUAGAGGCAACUGGAAAUAAGUAUUUGUCUUAAAAAUAGACACGCUCAGUUCUCUUAGCCUUCCUUAUUUAA
Molecule: messenger RNA, 4286 nt
Organism: Etheostoma spectabile (orangethroat darter)
Lineage: Eukaryota; Metazoa; Chordata; Actinopteri; Perciformes; Percidae
Product: paired box protein Pax-7
Exons: 9
Coding region: 339-1883 (514 amino acids)
Biological process (GO): anatomical structure development; regulation of transcription by RNA polymerase II
Molecular function (GO): RNA polymerase II cis-regulatory region sequence-specific DNA binding; DNA-binding transcription factor activity, RNA polymerase II-specific
Source: RefSeq, a predicted model, not a curated record